This is a messenger RNA of Microplitis mediator, 1649 nucleotides long. RefSeq names its product odorant receptor 22c-like. Gene Ontology annotation, molecular function: olfactory receptor activity; odorant binding. Gene Ontology annotation, cellular component: plasma membrane. The record is from RefSeq and is a predicted model, not a curated record. Bases 293 to 1486 code for a protein of 397 amino acids. Gene Ontology annotation, biological process: sensory perception of smell; detection of chemical stimulus involved in sensory perception of smell. The transcript is spliced from 9 exons. NCBI's taxonomy places the organism in Eukaryota, Metazoa, Arthropoda, Insecta, Hymenoptera, Braconidae.
UAACCCUAUUCUUGGAAUAAUUAAAUAUUAAUAUUGUUAGUUUUCCUCGAGGGAAGUUGCAAUAAUGAAAAGAUCGAAUUUACCACAACAGCUCUACACCUACAAUGAUUGACAGCUUGACAUAUGAUUGACAGCUUCACAUAUGAUUGACAGCUUGACAUAUGAGAAGGAAGAAAAUGAAAUGUCUAUCAAUGUCAUUUAAUAAUUUACAAUGCGGCAAAGAAUGAAGUAAAAUAGGGAAUUUAAUUCACUUGCUAACUCGAAGACCUCAGAAUCAAGAGAGAUUAUAACAAUGGAUAUUUUUGACGAACCCAACUACAGAAUAGUAAAGCACAGUUCUUGUUUGACCGGUCAAUGGCCGUAUCAGUCUCGGCAGAAAAAGAUUAUUAUAAUCACUAUCAUAUGGAUUGCUUUCUUUAUGCAAUUUAUUCCACAACUUAUAGCUAUUCUGGUACAUUUAGAAGAAAGGGAUGUUCUAUUUGAAGCUUUUUCGGGGAUAAUUAUAGAUUUGGGUUUUGCAAUCAAAUACUUCAAUGCAAUCUACAAAACAGCUCAGAUGAAAGAAUUAUUCGAACGUAUGAGACGUGAUUGGAGAUCACUAUUGAACGAAGAAGAAAAAGAUUCACUACAAUAUCGAACAACCCUCGGUUAUUUAUUUUCAGCUGCAUAUGUAGGUAUUGUCGGUACGACAUUGAUGAUUUUUAUAACGGAACCGAUUAUUCCAAGAUUUUUAAAUAUACUCUUAAGAAUGAACGGAACUGCUCCACGGAAAUUCGCUCUUCCGUUGGAGUACAUAAUAAUUGACCGAGAGAAGCAUUACUGGACAAUUUUAUUUAUAUCAAAUCUAUUUUGUAUUAACAUUAUAGUUGUCAUCAUUUCAUGUGACAUCACGUUAAUUACCUAUGUGCAACACAUUUGUGGAUUAUUUGCAGUUAUAGGAUGUCGACUAAAAAAUACACCGGCCGAUGAAGAUCUUCCGGAAGACCAUAAAAGGAGAAAUAAUUUGUCAAACACGAAAAAUAUUCCUUACAAACAUUUGGUGUCUUGCAUCAGGGGCCACAGGCAAGCUCUAGAGUUUGCUGAUCUUCUCGAAAGUGCUUAUUCUGUAAGUUUAGCAUUGAUUGUAGGAUCCAAUCUGCCACUCAUAACUAUCACCGGAGUUCAGGUAGUAACACAAUCCAAUACAAUAGACAAGACAUUGAAAUAUUCAACAUACGCCAUUUCUCAGACGGCACAUCUCUUUUUUGAAUGUUUUAUGUCACAACAGUUAACGGACAUGAGUUUAGAAAUGCACGAAAGCAUAGCUGAUGUAGGUUGGUACGACAUCUCCGUAAAGUCACAAAAAUUGCUAAUAUUAAUGACAUUGAGAAGUCAGACACCUUGUAAAUUGACUGCUGCUAAAAUAAUGGAUUUGUCCAUUGAAAAUUUCGCAGCGAUGUUGAAAACAUGUGCAUCGUACCUCACGAUGCUUUUAUCGAUGCAGUAACAAACUUUUACAUUCUUCACUAUACAGAAAAGUUCAGCUGAGUGUAGGGUUGAUUAAAUUUUGUUGUAGUAACACAAAUAAUUAUAUAGUUAUUGUUUUAUGAAAAUAUAAGAUAUAAUGAAAGCUUAUUAUUUAGUCAUUUCAUCCGAAAUAAAUACUUAUU